AAAAUAUGCGCGACUAAGUUGCAUUGUGCUCUAACGCACCCGCUGAUCUCUUUUCUGUAACUUUCCAGAACCUCUUCCCAGCGUCCCCUGCGCGCCCAACAUGGAGGAACUGACGGUGGAGGUUCGUAGCUCUAACGGAGCAUAUUACAAGGGAUUUGUUAAAGAUGUCCUUGAAGAUUCCCUCACCAUUGUUUUUGAAAACAACUGGCAGCCAGAACGUCAGGUUCCAUUCAGUGAUAUACGAUUGCCACCUCCACAAGAUGCUAAAAAGGACAUCGGUGAAGGAGAAGAAGUUGAGAUUUACUCACGAGCUAAUGAUCAGGAACCCUGUGGUUGGUGGCUUGCCAAAGUGCGAAUGAUGAAGGGUGAUUUUUAUGUUAUUGAAUAUGCGGCUUGUGAUGCCACUUACAAUGAAAUAGUUACAUUUGAACGUCUUCGACCUGUGAAUCGUAAUAAGCCUGUGACAGAGACAACCUUCUUCAAAUGUAUAAUUCCAGUUCCAGAGGAUUUAAGAGAUGCGUGUCAGAAUGAACUUGCUCAUAAAGAUUUCAAAAAAGCAAUUGGAGCUUGUCGUAUCUUUUUCUGUACUGAAACAAAGCAGUUGAUAGUUUUGUCUACAAAUGAAGCGACUGUGAAGAGGGUCAAAAUAUUGAGUGACAUGCAUUUGCGCAGUAUUCGCACAAAAUUGAUGUUAAUGUCAAGGAAUGAAGAAGCAACUAAACACUUAGAGAGCACAAAGCAAUUAGCAGCAGCCUGUCAUGAAGAAUUUUCUGUUAGAGAGGAUCUGAUGGGUCUGGCAAUUGGAACUCAUGGAAGCAAUAUUCAGCAAGCAAGAAAAGUACCUGGAGUGACUGCAAUUGAACUUGAUGAAAAUACUGGUACUUUCAGAAUUUAUGGUGAGAACAGUGAAGCAGUUAAAAAAGCAAGAGGCUACCUUGAGUUCAUUGAAGAGUCUGUUCAGAUUCCAAGAAAUUUGGUUGGAAAAGUAAUUGGCAAAAAUGGAAAGGUAAUACAGGAAAUAGUGGAUAAAUCUGGAGUAGUUCGUGUUCGAAUUGAAGGAGAUAAUGACUCAAAACUUCCACGAGAGGAGGGAAUGGUUCCUUUUACUUUCGUAGGCACAAAGGACAGCAUUGGAAAUGUUCAGGUUUUCCUGGAAUAUCACAUAAAUUACUUACAUGAAGUUGAACAAUUAAGAAUGGAACGACUUCAAAUUGAUGAACAGCUUCGGCAAAUUGGGAUGGGUUUCAGGCCUGCAUCCAGCAGAGUAACCGAAAAAGAUAAAGGUUACACUACAGAUGAGAGCACAUCUGCUUCUUCACUGCAUGGCAGCAGGUCUUAUAGUGGAAGAGGUCAUGGCAGGAGAGGUCCUAAUUAUACUUCGGGUUAUGGGACAAACUCUGAGCAGUCAAAUGCAUCUGAAACAGAAUCUGAUCGAAAAGAUGAACUAAGUGAUUGGUCACUUGCUGGGGAGGACCAUGAUCGGGUACCACGGCAACAUCGUGAUAGCAGGAGACGUCCAGGACCUGGAAGAGGGCGUGGAGGGUCUGGAUCCAGGGGCAGUGGAUUAACACGAGGGAGUGGCACUUCCUCCAUCACUUCUGUUUUUAAAGAUCCAGACAGCAACCCUUACAGUGUAUUGGAUAACACAGAAACUGAUCAGACUGCAGAUACAGAUGCCAGUGAUUCUCACCAGAAUGCCGGCCGGCGACGCAGAUCACGUCGUCGCCGAACUGAUGAAGAUGCAAGUCUCAUUGAUGGAAUGACAGAGUCCGAUAGUGCUUCAGUUAAUGAGAAUGGCAUAGAUUAUUUGGAAGGAAAAUACCAGCGGCGUAAUCGUAGUCGUAGGCGACGUAUGCGCAGUCAGGCAGAAGACAGGCAGCCAGUGACGGUAGCUGAUUACAUAUCACGUGCUGAAUCACAGAGUAGACAACAAAACACGGUGAAGGAGAAUUUAACAAAAAAGUUGGCACAAGGUGAUUUAAUUGAAGAACAUAGUUCCUCAGGAGCACCCAUGAAUGGCCCUGGCAACAAUUCUGGUGAUGAAAAUGAAGAGUUUCAGCACACAUCCUCAGAAGGAGACCAGAAAGUGAAUUUGGAGGAUGAUGAAAGUACAUCACAGCCUGUUCUGAAUGGAAUUUCCUAAACACCCAUUUUUAAAAUACAUUUCACUCUUCACAAUAGUGCUUGUACAAGCUUGCCAAAGAUAGAAAUAUGAACUGCCAGAUUUUAUACUGCACUUUUUAGUUCCUUCAUUAUGGAACAAAAUAAGGGGAUACAUUUUUAAUAACAUAUUACAUCUAGUAUGUUUAUAAAAACAUUAUCAGAUGAUGUGCCUUUGGAAUGUUAAUUGAAGGUUAAAGAAAUGCUGGAUAUAGGUUUUUUGUUUGUUUGUCUAUUUUUUGUAUUUUGAAUAAUUUAAAGUUGGGAAUGAUCCCCUGAUACUCUAAUGUGGUAUAAGAAGCAUUAAUGGCUUUUGUUAAAUUGUAAUAUGCAACCACUUCUUCAUAUGAGGAAAUCUAUGAAAUGCAGUCUUGAAAAAAUAUAUAUUUGCACUGAACUGUAACUUUCCCUUUAGAAUGUUUAGUCUAGAUACAGGUCUAUUUUACAACUUUGUUGUCAUUUUUUAAAUGCUGUAUGUAAGGAAAAAUUGCAGAAAAACUGGAAACUCUGUAGUAGAUUAACAUUGGCAGUGACUGUUUUGAUAAGAUACUUUGGGGUUAUUUAUUUAAAUAUGUACAGUAUUUAAAAAUAAAACGUAGCUUUUCAAAUGUUCAAACACUAUGUUUCAAGACAGAUUCAAUCAAACUACUGACAAGAUCAAUUUCCAGGUAUGUGUAUUGUUUUGUUUUUUUUAACUUUGUUUUCUUUUGUGUAAACUACAUUUAAAUUCUUUUACUUUUAAGAUUUGUUUUCAUUUUGGUUGUUUGAUGUGCAAUAUGUUUUGUAUGCAGGUAGUUCUAAAAUAAAUUUUGAUCUUCCAA
Messenger RNA from Erpetoichthys calabaricus (reedfish), 2981 nucleotides. It is a transcript of the gene fxr1, whose product is annotated as FMR1 autosomal homolog 1. NCBI's taxonomy places the organism in Eukaryota, Metazoa, Chordata, Cladistia, Polypteriformes, Polypteridae. The record is from RefSeq and is a predicted model, not a curated record. The transcript has 17 exons. Gene Ontology annotation, cellular component: dendritic spine neck; neuronal ribonucleoprotein granule; dendritic spine. The coding region runs from base 101 to 2143 and encodes 680 amino acids. Gene Ontology annotation, molecular function: mRNA 3'-UTR binding; translation regulator activity; protein homodimerization activity. Gene Ontology annotation, biological process: regulation of dendritic spine development; anterograde axonal transport; regulation of translation at postsynapse, modulating synaptic transmission.